This is a messenger RNA of Silurus meridionalis, 3492 nucleotides long. RefSeq names its product topoisomerase I binding, arginine/serine-rich b (gene toporsb). The record is from RefSeq and is a predicted model, not a curated record. Bases 204 to 2990 code for a protein of 928 amino acids. Gene Ontology annotation, biological process: protein polyubiquitination; protein monoubiquitination. The transcript has 3 exons. Gene Ontology annotation, molecular function: ubiquitin protein ligase activity; metal ion binding. NCBI's taxonomy places the organism in Eukaryota, Metazoa, Chordata, Actinopteri, Siluriformes, Siluridae.
AUAUCCGGCUUUCUUGUGCAGGUUCCUCAGUGGUUUCUCCCCUGUAGCAGAGCUGCACAACAAGAGAAACGAUGACAUUAUUAAAGUUAUGGAAAUGAUCUGGUGAUGGUGGGAUGAGUGAAAUAUCGCGAACUUGAUGGAUGUGUGAAACAGCGCGAUAUUAAGAGCGGUACAGUAGCAGGAGCUCGCGCAGGAGCUCUGAGAUGAUGGCACCUACAAAGAUGAAGCUGCGUGUGAGGAAGAAGGAGAAAGGCUUGGCGAAGUCGUCUCAGCAGCAGCAGCCGCUCUGCCCCGAAACAUCCCCGGACUCCAAGUGUCCGAUCUGCCUGGACCGCUUCGUGAACGUGGCGUCUGUGGAGCGCUGCCUGCACCGGUUCUGCUUUCGCUGCAUCCGUGAGUGGGCCAAGAACAAAGCGGAGUGCCCGCUGUGCAAGCAGCCUUUCCGCUCCAUCUUCCACUCGGUCAGGGCCGAGAACGACUUCAAAGAGUACGUGGUGCUGGAGGACAACGCUCAGAACGCGACCACGUCUGCGACUGUUACGAUGGCCGCAGCAGCGAUAGCGGCGGCACCUGCUGGACAAAACGACGCUGAGAGCACCGCGACACGAACUCGGCGUUCCAGAGCAACGAGGACCAGGCAGAGGCGGAGUCAGAGAGCACAAGACCCCGCCCCUUCUGCUUCCUCGAUGGAUGGCGUGGCACUGGAUGCGACACUGAUGCAGCGAGACCCGGCCUGUCUGCGACAGUUGUUGCCGUGGCUACGCCGAGAGCGAGUCAUGGGAGCCAAUCCCAGUGAGCUCCGCCCCUUUCUGCUAGCACGUACUGACCAUAUCCUACACGAGCUGGUGAGCUUUGCCCGCUCCAUCGAGGCCAUGCAGUGUCCCCCAGCCCCGAGCUAUGAGGAGGACAGCGGCUCUCAGUCCUCUAUAAUCAAUAUCUCUGAGGACAAUGAUGACAGCGGGGAAGCAGACGUUACUGAGGACGUUACCCAGGACCGGGUCCCUCCGGUUCCCAUGGCAACGAGCAGCGAAAUCUCCCUGAGCCAGUCUGCCUGGGACGACGAGACUCCCGGCCCCUCCUACUCCACCCUCAGCCAUUCACAAACAGAGGAAGUGGAGCCUGAUGGGACUCAAUCAGGAGGAACCAGUGCUGCUACAGAACAGCGUGAUAGCAAUAAUAAAGAGCAGGAUGAAGAGGAAGAGUGUAUGAUUGUGGGUUACGUGAAGCCGAUGGCGGAACGGACUCCAGAACUCGUGCAGCUCUCUUCUGACUCCACUGAGGAGGAGGUGGGGGGGGACGAGGCGGCUGCCAUGGAAACGGUAAUGAAGGUGGAGUUGUCGGUGCCAACUCACGAGCAGGUUCCGGUUUCUCCAAAGUCCUAUCCCUCCACCUCACAUACAGAGAGAGGAGAGAACCUGGAGCAGUCACGAGAGAAAGAUACUGGUAAGACCUCUCAUCACAAGAGGCAGGAACGUCCCCCGAAAACAUCUCCCUCGCUGCCAGGGUCACGUUCUCAGAGCAGUGAGAGUUCUCCCCAUAGUGGACUUUCUGUAACAAUUGGCAGAUCCCAUAUAAGACCAAGGAGGCAGGUUCUCCACUUAUUAGGGCGGAGUCCCAACCUUUUUGCAGAACGAGAUGGCUCUUCUUCAGAGGAACUCGUCCCUACUCGUUCCACUGCUGCACGUGACAAAUCAUCCAAAUCCUUUUCACCGUGGGAUUCGCCAGGCCGUGACGGUGAGCGCAAAAGGAAGAGGAGGAAGAGGAGGAGAGAGAGAGAAUCCGAGAGGAGUAGAUCUCCUCAUCGGGAGUCACGGCAUCGUCACGGUGACCGCGAGCUCUGGCUUCACAGCAGCAGCAGCAGCAGCGAUGUGGAGUCACGACAGGAAAAACCUGCCGGUAAACGCAAAUACAAAACGCGGCAUUUGGAGAGAACGGCUCGGCGGCGGAGCAGCAGGAAAUCGCGGGAGAGGGAACGGGAGAAGGAACGGGAGAGGGAGCGAAGUCCGAGUGUGGAGAUCAUCUUCGAGCGGCGGGCCACUAACACACACACACGGAGCAGGAGGCACAAAAAGAGGAGUCGGAGAAAAGAGAGAGCGCAGAACUCACCCACUGUCAUCACGAUCGACAGCGACAGCAGCAGCGGCGAUCACGCCGCUCACACACACCACGCGGAGGACGACUGUCACACUGCUGACUAUCAGAACACGUUUAUAGACGACGACAAAGACGAGAUAACCAGCGACAUCGACCUUCGAGAUCACAACAAUUACGACAACGAGCGCAUUACAGACUACAGCGAUCACACCAUCGAUUAUCAGGAACGUGUUGCUGAGUUCAGCGAUCGUGCUGCUGAAGAUAAAGACUGCUUUACACACUCUGGAGACGACGACGACUCUAAAGAUCAGAACCGAGCGACGGCGUUUACCGAGCCUACGACUGAACACGGAGACAGCGUUGCAGGUGUUAGCAGACAGAGCUCUGAUUUUAAAUACAGAACCGGUGGUGAGAAGGAUCCUGAUCAUCAAGACCACGUUGGAGAUGUUAGCAAUCGAGCUGCUGAUUAUAAACGAAUUGUUCCAGAUGGUAAAAGGAACAGUGGUGAAAAGAAAGAUGGUGUAACAGAUGUAAGUGCUUCCACUGCUGACUCUAAGGUUAACGAUUUAAGGUUAACUCAAUAUCAGGUGUCGCACCUGGAUGUUAACAGUCCAGACGAUUUUAAUGACACGAGGAACCGAGCGGAACUGAAUACAAGUGUUUUGGAUAUGCUGAACCUGGAGCACUGCCUGGUGGACACGGUGCAGCCAAUCAGGAGAGCGGACGAGGAGGAGCUCAGGGUGGAGACUCCACUCUCAGACACACGUCUGCUGGAAUUACAGGAGGGUCUGUCAGGGGGAGGGGGAGGGGGAGGGGGCGGGACACCCAGGAACAGCACCGUGAACCAACCGGAGGCAGAGCUUGUGACUUACGGGGACCAAUCAGAAGGGGAAUAGGCUGAUGUGAGGACAGACUCGUCCUGAUGGAUAAAAAAAAAAAAAAAGUUUUCAUAUGGAACUUUGUUGGUCCACAUUAAUUAGAAACUUUUUUAUUUCUGAAUUUUUUUGUCUGUUUUAUUAUAAAAGUUAAAGAAUGCAGGAAACAUUUCCCUUUUUUAUUGUUGUCACUAUAUAAGUAUUUAUAAUGCCUGUGAUGGAGUUAAUAAGAGAUCAUUAUUGCUGUGCCACAACACACACACACACACACACACACACACACACACACACACACACACACUUCUACAUUAUACAGUACACAUUUAUUUGUCUUAAACUCAGGGAAUUUGUGGCAAAAUGUCCACUUCCUUAAUAACCAUCAUGCCUCUUACACUGUGUGUGUGUGUGUGUGUGUGUGUGUGUGUGUGUGUGUGUGUGUGUGUGUGUGUGUGUGUGUGUGGACAAUACCAUGAACAAAUAAACAACACAAAUGGUGCAAACAAUAAAAACCCUACUGAAGUGA